Molecule: messenger RNA, 1740 nt
Organism: Guillardia theta CCMP2712
Lineage: Eukaryota; Cryptophyceae; Pyrenomonadales; Geminigeraceae
Exons: 9
Coding region: 1-1740 (579 amino acids)
Source: RefSeq, a predicted model, not a curated record
AUGCACUCGGCAGGCAGCGGCAGCCUGACGGUGCUGCCCUUGCUCGCUCUCAUCCUCGUCACACUUGGGGGAAGGAUAGCGGCUUCUACUGUAGUUCACGCCCCGAGGUCCAGCUCCUCCUCCUCUGAGAGCAGCGUGAGCACCGCAAGCCAUGUCAGAGCUAUGGGUCAGCCCCCACUGCCCGCCAUGAAAGGACUGCCAUGUGCCAACGACUACUUGAUGGAGCUCGGAAAGAAUGCCAGCAUGAUGGUUUCCACGUGUUUGGGAAUACCGAUGCAGCCAGGCAGUAUCAAUAUGUCCAUGUUUGCGAACCAAGGACUGUUCAUGGACAAAUGUCAGGUUUCUUUUGCAAACAUCUCCAGUUGCUUAUCUCAGCUUGAAAACUACUCUUUCCCUGACAUGUCAAACAUGUCGUGUGUGAAGGAGAUGUCAAAGGCAGAAAUGAAGAAUGAGUCUGUCGUGAUGCAGGAAAUCAAGAUGUAUGCGAUGCAAGCAUGGCAGAACGUGACUAUGAAUGGGAAGGGAAUUUUAAGCAUGAUUUGUCUCAACGUAAACGGACAUUAUUGCAUGCCGGAGUUUCUCAGUCUUUCUCGCGCAGCUAAUGUGACGCAAACUAUGUCUGGUAUGGACAGGCAGACGGCGAUCAUGGCGAUACCAGCUCUCUGCUCCUCUCCUUGCUUCAAUGCCCUCUUGCAAGCCUUCGAAUCUCUCGUCAAAUUCUUUCCUCCACCUGGCCCGGCUCCUGCAAAUCCCAUGAUGAUGAAACAAGGCUUCCAAGCUGUAUGCACGAUCAAAGACUCAAGUGGGAAGUAUUGCUUCGCUAACUCAUAUGCCACGAUGACGAGCUCUGCAUACGUGUGCUCGGAGUGUGGCUCGUUGAUGAUGGCUGCUGGACUUAUAGAUCUACAAAAGAAUCUUCCAAGUGGCCUGUCGCCGCAAACGUUCAGCAUGGUCGUGCCGAUGAUGUGUCUGAAAGAUGGAACGCAAUACUGCCUGGACAAAGCGAACGGAUUUCAAACAGUCUUGACAGGAGGGCUUUCUUGCUUGAGUGCUCCGACUCCAGGAACCUGUCCUACCGACAACACGUGUAAGCAAGCGAUAGUGCAAGCUCAGGGCAUGGGCUGUUGCGUCGGGUCUCUUCUCAAGUUGAAUCCUUCAAUCGAUGGCGUUGUAGCAGGAAUCGCCAAGGAUUGCAAACUGACCAUCCCGGACCCCUGUCAGGCUGGACCAAGGAUCACCUUCUCGAUCGACAUCUCCAACCUCAAGUAUAGUUGGUACUCUGCAAGCACGGCCAACUCAGACACAGCCAACAAAUAUCUCGGUCAUGACAUCGGCGGCUUCCUGAAGGUCCUUCCGGUUGUGGUGAAAACUGUGGCCUCGACGCAACUCUCAACGACCAAUCCCUCGGGAACUCAACUGAAAGUGCAGGUAGACACCAGCUCGACACAGCAGGGGGAUGCAGCUAUCCGACAGCUCAAGUCCUACGUUAGCAGAAGAAGCGGAGGCUUGUCUCUCAAUCAGCUGUCCAGCAAUCUUGACGCAAGUGCCAAAGUCAACCCAAACCAGGCCUUCUCUCUCACGGUCGUGUCGGGAAGUAUCCAACAGACCGACCCUUACCAGGCGCCAACCAUGACGACUUCCACGACUCCGAUGUCUGCAGGAAACACUCUGAGCGCGUCUAGUAUGCUCGCACAGCUCAUGGCGAUGGUGUUGUCUGUUUGGAUCAUAAGACAUGCUUGA